CGCCCGCCCGCCGGCAAGAUGCCCAAGACGAUCAGUGUGCGAGUUACCACCAUGGAUGCUGAGCUGGAGUUUGCCAUCCAGCCCAACACAACAGGGAAGCAACUCUUUGAUCAGGUUGUGAAAACCAUUGGCCUCAGAGAAGUUUGGUUCUUUGGACUUCAGUACCAGGACACAAAGGGCUUUUCAACAUGGCUGAAGCUAAACAAAAAGGUGACUGCGCAGGACGUCCGGAAAGAGACUCCCUUGCUCUUCAAAUUCAGGGCCAAGUUCUUCCCUGAGGACGUGGCAGAGGAGCUGAUUCAAGACAUCACACAGCGCCUCUUCUUCCUCCAAGUGAAGGAAGCCAUCCUGAACGACGACAUCUACUGCCCCCCAGAGACCGCCGUCCUCCUGGCUUCCUAUGCUGUCCAGUCCAAAUAUGGCGACUUCAACAAAGAUGCCCAUAAUCCUGGCUACCUAACUGGUGACAAACUGUUGCCUCAGAGAGUUUUGGAACAACACAAACUCAGUAAAGAUCAGUGGGAAGAGAGGAUCCAGGUGUGGCAUGAAGAACAUCGGGGAAUGCUCAGGGAAGACGCUAUCUUGGAGUAUCUGAAAAUUGCGCAAGAUCUGGAGAUGUACGGUGUGAAUUACUUCAGUAUUAAGAACAAGAAGGGCUCUGAACUCUGGCUGGGAGUAGAUGCCCUCGGACUCAACAUUUAUGAGCAGAAUGACAGGUUAACACCAAAAAUAGGAUUCCCUUGGAGUGAGAUCAGAAAUAUAUCAUUCAAUGAUAAGAAGUUUGUUAUCAAGCCAAUCGACAAGAAAGCACCAGACUUCGUCUUCUAUGCUCCACGGCUCAGGAUUAACAAGCGCAUCCUGGCUCUGUGUAUGGGCAACCAUGAGCUCUACAUGCGCCGGCGCAAACCAGACACCAUCGAAGUGCAGCAAAUGAAGGCCCAGGCCCGGGAGGAGAAGCAUCAGAAGCAGAUGGAGAGAGCCUUGCUGGAGAAUGAGAAGAAAAAGAGAGAAAUCGCCGAGAAGGAGAAGGAGAAGAUUGAGCGCGAAAAGGAAGAGCUGAUGGAGCGACUCCGGCAGAUAGAGGAACAAACCAAGAAGGCUCAGCUAGAACUGGAAGAGCAGACCCGCCGAGCGCUCGAGUUGGAGCAGGAAAGGAAACGAGCUCAGGAGGAAGCAGAGAAGCUGGCGAAAGACCGGAAGGAGGCAGAGGAGGCCAAGGAAGCCCUGCUGAAGGCAUCCCAUGACCAGAAGAAGACCCAGGAACAGCUGGCUGCUGAAAUGUCAGAGCUCACCAACAGGAUCUCACAGCUGGAAAUGGCCCGGCAGAGGAAGGAGAGCGAAGCUAUGGAGUGGCAGCAGAAAGCCCAAAUGGUUCAAGAAGACCUAGAAAGGACCAAAGAGGAGCUGAAGACCGCCACAAGCACCCCUCAUGUUCCUGAGCCCAUGCAGUCCGAGAACGAGCAUGACGAUGAGCAGGAUGAGAACACAGCCGAGGCCAGCGCUGAGCUGAGGGCUCAUGCCUCUGUCAAGGACCGCAGUGAGGAGCAACGGACCACGGAGGCAGAGAAGAAUGAACGGGUUCAGAAACACUUGAAGGCUCUUACGUCUGAACUGGCCAACGCCCGGGACGACACGAAGAAGACAGCCAACGACAUGAUCCAUGCCGAGAACAUGAGGCAGGGCCGCGACAAGUACAAGACCCUGCGCCAGAUCCGGCAGGGCAACACCAAGCAGCGCAUCGAUGAAUUUGAGUCCAUGUAACCGGCCCUGCUCCCACGGUUCCCAUUCUCUCCGACCCCC
Euleptes europaea (tarantolino) is the source of this 1800-nucleotide messenger RNA. RefSeq names its product moesin (gene MSN). The coding region runs from base 19 to 1761 and encodes 580 amino acids. The transcript has 13 exons. Gene Ontology annotation, biological process: positive regulation of protein localization to early endosome; regulation of organelle assembly; regulation of cell shape. The record is from RefSeq and is a predicted model, not a curated record. Lineage: Eukaryota; Metazoa; Chordata; Lepidosauria; Squamata; Sphaerodactylidae. Gene Ontology annotation, molecular function: cell adhesion molecule binding; actin binding. Gene Ontology annotation, cellular component: plasma membrane; adherens junction; cytoskeleton.